GUUUGAUCCAUCCAGAACUUCCGUUUCUAGAUUAUUCUAAGUCACAACCGCGUCUCGUACUUCAAGAGUCGUCUUCAAAAUGUCCUCCGACCACAUACACACUGGAGGAUGGUUCAACUGGUCCCACAAUGCCGCUUUCGGCAACACAAUUACGAUUUCUUCUCGGAGUGGAUACUUCCUUGUUGCGUUCCUGACACUUUAUGUUACCAUCGCUGGGUCCCGCUUCUGGGUCAUAAUGGCCUUCAUCGUCCAUCAGGAAAUCACGAACAGUAAAGAGUAUGAUGGUAUGCACAUACAACAACAGGCCAUCCUCCGGAAUUCUGAAGCUCCCAUGAGCGCUGCCGUAUCACUGGCUAGGAUAGCCUUCCGCUGGAGAGGGGUUGCAAAAAGACCACUCCUCCGUUCUCUGCCACUUCUCCUUCUUGCUUUGUCUAGUCUUGGUGCCUUUCGCGCAGCUAGUAUUUUGACGGCUGAAGUCACAAAAGCCGCUGGCAACGAGACGCUCAUCGACAGUCCUGGCUGCAGUUACUGGGCUCCAUCUUCCGAGGACCCUCUCAACCAGGGUGGUUUCCGGACUAAGGUUGCGGCAGAUGCUCUUGCUGCAGCGAGCUAUAGCCGGGCUUGUUAUAGUACCAACUCUACGGCUUCGACACAAUGUGGAGCCUAUAUGGCACGAAAACUCGGCUGGAAUGGCACAUCUGGGGUGCACUGCCCCUUUUCACCCAGUCUAUGUUUCCCCUCACUGUCGGCAGUUUAUCAAAUGGAUACAGGACAACUCAAUUCGCACUUCGACCUUGGCCUGAAUGCGCAGGAGGAGGACAGGGUUGCAUAUCGUCGACUCACCACUUGUGCACCAAUCAACGCCACGAAGUUCUUGAGUACGGGCCCCGACGGUUCAGGGAAUACGUAUUAUAAUUACUCUCUCGGGAACAUUCAAGAUCUUUACCCAGGCAAUUUGAGCUUCAUCUAUAACGACCAUAGUGUGUCAGACAGGAUUAGCUAUCAGUUGACAGCUUUCUCUCCCGAUGUUAGUGCCAACUGGACUUCGGAAAUUCAGACUAUACCAGCCGAGCAGGCAGACAUUACCAUAGCUUUCAUCAGUGCCAACUCCGUAGUUUUCGAUGUCUCCAAUACGGACCUCAUCUUCGGUGCCACGAAGUCCACAGUUCGUAGGCAAAGGGGCAAGGACCAAACCUUCUACUUGCCAGACAACUUUGUAACGGUACUCGGCUGUGUGGACCAGCAUCAGUUCUGUCGUCCCUCUACAUCACAGUGCUCAAGCCUUUCGCGAGUCAGGACACUACGGGAAUCGACACAGGGAUUGAAUCUCAAUUCCAAGCAGAAUGCCGCGGUCCGCUAUAUCUGGAACGCCAUAUACUACAAUAACAUAUAUUGGACUAUCGGUCCGCGAGGUGCAGCCUCUCUCCGUGCCAGUGAGUCGGUAUACCAGUACCUCCAACAUGAGCUUUCCAAUACGCAAUGGAUCACGGAAGUCCAAGGGUGGUUCGAUGCUUCGCUAGCCAGAUUGCAGCAAGCCAUGGUCGAAAUCGCGAUGGGCCCAUCCUCGCAGAAUCCCGGUAUCAACUAUACGAGGCCUGGUUCGGACCCCCAAAAUUCAUUUGAAGAGAAUCUUUGUAGGACGCAGAUACUUCGAAGUACAGGCAAGUACCAAAACUUCAGCGUGCUCGGUAUUGCCAUCAUCGUCGCAUUCUCUUCCUUCUUCAUCUGGCUCAGCUUCAUGAUUGGCACAGCUACAGGAUGGGUUCAACGCUGGAUUCACAAGGGCGAAGACCGGCGACUUCAGUGGCUGCUCGAUGAUAGCUUGCAGCUACAGCGAAUGGCCUAUGCUGGUGCCAGUGAGGGCACAUGGCACGAUAAUCCUGAAGAGAUUCCAAUCACCCAUGAGUCGGCCUUGCUCAAGGCUUCAUUAUACCUACCUGCAAAUAGGGCCGCUCUUAGAGAUACCGACCAGCCGCAGACACCUAAGCACGGGUAGUUAAUAGGCGAGGGCGUUGCUUU
Molecule: messenger RNA, 2019 nt
Organism: Lindgomyces ingoldianus
Lineage: Eukaryota; Fungi; Ascomycota; Dothideomycetes; Pleosporales; Lindgomycetaceae
Exons: 2
Coding region: 80-1996 (638 amino acids)
Source: RefSeq, a predicted model, not a curated record